Messenger RNA from Cucurbita moschata (crookneck pumpkin), 673 nucleotides. RefSeq names its product E3 ubiquitin-protein ligase arkadia-like. The coding region runs from base 60 to 668 and encodes 202 amino acids. NCBI's taxonomy places the organism in Eukaryota, Viridiplantae, Streptophyta, Magnoliopsida, Cucurbitales, Cucurbitaceae. The record is from RefSeq and is a predicted model, not a curated record. The transcript has a single exon. Gene Ontology annotation, molecular function: ubiquitin protein ligase activity. Gene Ontology annotation, biological process: ubiquitin-dependent protein catabolic process.
AGUAUCGUCUUUACACCGCCGCCGCCCAAUCCGAAACCCAUAAAGCUUUGGAAGUCCGAAUGCGCUCUUUCAACCGUCUGAUCUCUGCUUCUUCCUUCCCCGGAGUUCCGCCGCAAAUUCUGUUUGAAACCAGACCCACUCCGGUGAACGAUGCUCUGUUUCAUCUCUCUCUGCGCCAACUCCAUGAUCCUCUGUUUCACAUCCCCCGGUUACUCUCCACACUCGACAUCCACGCCGCCGCCUGCGAAGUCAUUGGCUGGAAGAUCGCAUCUCAGAUCGCCCAGUUAUCCGCCGGAAACAGAGAGACGAGUUUCCACAUCGUCGUUGAGGUGGAUUUCAUCCAAAACAUCUGGAUGGGUCAGGUAGCCGGAAUGCGCCAGGGACAGGGCAACGGCGGCGGACUGGUGGAGGAGACUGUUGUUCUGGAUGAGUUGCCGGCGAGGAGGAGGCAGAGGAGAGGAGUGGUGGCGCGUGUUGAAGUGGAGGAAGAGAAGGAAUUGGGAGAUUGCUGUAUCUGUUUGGAUGAGAUGAUGAAUAAGAAGAGGGAGGUGAUAAGGACUCCCUGCGGGCAUGUGUAUCAUGAAUCAUGCAUCUUCCAGUGGCUCAACCUCCAUAACUCUUGCCCUCUCUGUAAACGCCCACUGCCAUUGGAGGAGGACUCAACCUGACUUCC